AUGGCAGUGGACGUAACAUCUGAAUCAGAAGAACUAAAAGCAAGGGCUAAUGAAUUUUUUGGAAGUGGUAAAUACUCAGAGGCUAUUGAGUUGUACUCAAAAGCUAUCGAUUUGAAACCAACUGCUAUUUAUUAUGCUAAUCGGAGUUUCGCUUAUUUGCGUAAGGAGUUAUUCGGCGCGGCCCUUACGGAUGCGUCUAAAGCUAUCGAAUUGGACCCAAAUUACGCGAAAGGAUAUUAUAGGAGGGCCUCGGCAUAUAUGGCUAUGGGCCAUUAUGAUCUCGCUCUUAAUGAUUUUAACACGGUUGUGAAAAGGCAUUCAAAUGACAAAAGCGCUAAAGAAAGGUAUAAGGAAUGCCUUAGUAAGUUUCGAUACCGAAAAUUUGCCCAAGCCAUUGCCCACGAGGACAAGAAGUCUCCUCUCGAAACAUUUAACCCCGCAGAUGUGAUUAUCGAACCUUCCUACAAGGGACCACACCUUCCACAAAAUGAGGAUGGUGAAUACCUUGUAACUGAGACCUUUAUGAAAUCUCUUAUUGACACCUAUUUGAAAGAAGGAAAACUACAUAAAAAAUAUGCAAUGGUGAUGAUUCGCAAAUUUUAUGAAUUUAUUAAGCAACUUCCCUCCUUGGUUGAAAUUGAUGUUUCUGAUGGCAGUAAGUUUACUGUUUGUGGUGAUGUUCAUGGUCAAUUUUAUGAUUUGAUCAACAUCUUUGAUCUCAAUGGAAUGCCAUCUACUACAAACCCAUAUCUGUUCAACGGUGACUUCGUGGACCGUGGGUCCUUCUCUGUUGAGUGCAUUUUUACGUUGAUCGGAUUUAAGUUACUUUACCCUGACCACUUUUUCAUGUCUCGAGGUAAUCACGAGUCUGAAAAUAUGAACCAAAUGUACGGCUUUGAGAAUGAAGUGAGGACCAAGUACAACACUGAAAUGGCUGAAAUUUUCACCGAUGUAUUCAAUUGGCUUCCGCUGUCUCUUUUGAUUAAUGGACGCAUUUUGGUCAUGCAUGGGGGCCUAUUUUCUACGGAUGACGUGGACUUGGACGAUCUUCGUAAUAUCUCCCGCAAUUGCCAACCACCAGAGAAGGGUUUGAUGUGUGAACUCCUUUGGUCUGAUCCAAUGGAUGGCAAUGGUCGGGCACCUUCCAAACGCGGCGUUGGAUGCCAAUUCGGUCCUGAUGUCACGUUGAAUUUUUGUGAACGCAACAACCUCGACUACAUAAUUCGAAGUCAUGAGGUUAAGGAUCAGGGUUAUGAGGUAGCACAUGGUGGUCGAUGUAUAACUGUAUUCUCCGCUCCAAAUUACUGCGAUAUCACGGGGAACAAAGGUGCCUUUAUUGUCCUCAAAGGGUCUCACGAGCCUGGUGCUAUGAAACCAGAAUUCACGAGCUUCAAGGAGGUCCCUCAUCCAUCUAUACGCCCAAUGGCUUUUGCUAACAGCCUUCUUGCGAAUUUGAUAUAA
Messenger RNA from Rodentolepis nana, 1461 nucleotides. The record is from the annotation of a GenBank genome assembly. Lineage: Eukaryota; Metazoa; Platyhelminthes; Cestoda; Cyclophyllidea; Hymenolepididae.